Messenger RNA from Pundamilia nyererei, 1305 nucleotides. It is a transcript of the gene cd68, whose product is annotated as CD68 molecule. Lineage: Eukaryota; Metazoa; Chordata; Actinopteri; Cichliformes; Cichlidae. The record is from RefSeq and is a predicted model, not a curated record. The transcript has 6 exons. Gene Ontology annotation, biological process: establishment of protein localization to organelle. Bases 91 to 759 code for a protein of 222 amino acids. Gene Ontology annotation, cellular component: late endosome membrane; plasma membrane; lysosomal membrane.
CUGCUGCUUGAAAAGUGAGGUAUUUAUAGGUGGAGGCGCGACAGCAUUGCUCCAAAGCUCCUGGUUCCCCACUGCUCUGCACUUGCCAUCAUGCUGAGGACUGCUGUUUUCGUCUUUAUCGCGUGCUGUGCGCUUUCAGCGCUGUCAUUGGCUGGAGACACAAACAAAUCCAAACCUUCAGCAACUGUCGCCCCUGCAAGUCAAUUUGACAGUUCAAACACCACCACCACCAAGCAUCCAAACACCACCACCACCAAGCAUCCAAACGCAAUCUUCAUUGUUCAGCCACAGCUAACCAGUACUAGUGGAAGUUGCAAUGAAAACAGCGCCAACCUUAAGAUUUCCUUUAAAGAGGGCUUCAUUAACUUCAGCUUCACCAAGAGUGUUCCUAAUAACACCGUCUACGUUGAUGCCGUGUCUUUCAGCUUGAACUACCCUUUAACCACAGAACGUACAACUUACAAUGCCAACAACAAGUCAGUCCAUCUGUUCCCUGCACAGAUUGGACACUCCUACUCCUGCAGCGCUGAUUCUAUUUACAUGGGCAACGACCUGUCCCUGGAUGUAAAUUCUGACAGAACGCAAGCCUUCAAUCUGACCAAGAACAACUUUGGCGAUCGUGACUACUGUCCUGCGGACCAGCGUAGUUACAAGAUUGCCAUUGGAGUGGGAGUGGCACUGCUGGUGCUCAUCGUGGUGGUGGUAGUGGCCUAUCUGGUGAGCCGCAAGAGGAGGACCGAUGGCUACCAAUCCCUGUGAGGGGGAUUGGCCAGAAAGGGAUAAGCAGUCACUAAGACCUUCUUAGGUGGAUGAAGGGGAUCUUUACUGAAACCUGUCAUUUCUGUCUUUGUCUCCUAAUUUAACUGGUUGAUGGUUAGUUACAGUUUUCAUUCAGAGGUAUGUGCUACUUUAAACAGCUUGAUUGUACAAUUUGAGAAUAUAGAGUUUUUUAAAUUUAGUUUUAAAUGAGUUAAAUGUAGAUCAGUUUGAAUAACAAAAGCAUACUGGUUUUCAUUUUAUUGUCACAGCCACACACUCUACACUCCAUACAGUCAGGUUUUGAAACGCCAGUAUGACAAGUCGAGCGCUUACUUUGUCAUUUAAUGCCAGUUGCUAGGAUGUUUAUUUGUGUCACUAUGGUACAUAAGCAGUGUUUGGAUCACAGAGUUGUAUUGUUCAUUAUUGACAACAGCGGCCCCCGUUAUGAGUCAUAAUCCAACUGUUGCUAUCACUUAACUCAAGAGUUGUGAGGUAAAAGUCAUUUUUAAUCAUCUUUUCUUUUAAAAUUAGAAGCAGCUUAUUUUU